Messenger RNA from Aspergillus caelatus, 1038 nucleotides. RefSeq lists its product as uncharacterized. The transcript has 3 exons. The record is from RefSeq and is a predicted model, not a curated record. Bases 1 to 1038 code for a protein of 345 amino acids. Lineage: Eukaryota; Fungi; Ascomycota; Eurotiomycetes; Eurotiales; Aspergillaceae.
AUGCGUCCGUUUGAUCUCGUUCUCUUUUCGCUUGCGGCAUCUGCUGCACCUAUCGAUGGCACCAACCCCGAAUUCACUUGCAACGGGGAUGUGUGCUACCUUCCUCCACCCAAGCCCGUUGAGCCCACAUACUUCCUAGAGAAUGGAGAACAGGUCCCUGACAUCUCCCAUUUCCCUCCACCGCCUCGUCCCACCCCAACGAAUAGUGAAGAAGCAAAGCCCCCCACCGACCUGAGCGGUAGCGGUGGUUCUGGAAGCUCUGUAGGCUCUAUCGCCGGCGGUAUUAUUGGAGCUGGCACCGCUCUCGGUGGUGUUCUAGGCGCUGCUGGUAGUGCUGGUAGUGCUGCCAGCGGAGCCCUUGGUGGUGUUGGUGCCGCGGGGGCUGCAGGGGCUGCAGGAAGUCCUGAAGCACCCGGAAAUGCUGGAAGCGCUGGUGAUACUGCGUCGACAGGCGCCACUGGUGCGGCCGGUGCAGAUGGAGUCAGCUACGGAACCUUCGAGGGCGAUGUCAGCGAGCUUCCUCCACCGAAGAAGCCCGUCGAAACCUAUUUUGAUGAGAAUUUACAGGAAAUCCCUGGCCCCAAUGGGGAUGAAAGAACGUUCGAGUUGAACGUCCACGGAGAGGGAGAAGGCGCAUUGAACGAUGGCGGCAAUCCUGGAAGAGGAGGACGGCCUGGACCGUCCAGAGCUGGGCCUUCCCAAUCCCGCGGUAUCAACUUGAAUGACUUCCGGGACAGUGAUAAAUCCAUUGCACGGCAUUAUCUGCAGUCCGAGAACUCACCUCAUGUCAAGCCAUUCGACGGUGGUAGAACCCCCGACGAAAAAAGGCUAUUCGCUAGCGUGAGGGAAAGGUAUACCAACCUCAAAGAGGUCAAAGCGACCAGUGAUAAGGAGGGUAACUUUGCGGCCAGAGAUAGAGGUCGUUAUCGUUAUAUUGCUGGAACCAAAGAUGGCAAGGAAGUGCUGGUUGGAAUUGCGGAACACGGCACCAACAGCAACAACUUUGUUAACUUCACACCCUUCUCUAAGCCACAAUAG